AUGAGCUACAGAAGGGAGCACCGUUCCUCCAAAUCAGCUCUUUUAGAUGGUCUUGAGGAAGGUGGUCUUAGGGCCUCCUCCUCAUACUCCCGUGACAUUAAUGAGCAUGACAAUGACAAAGCCGUGCAAAGUUUACAAGACAGAGUUGUUUUUCUGAAGAGAUUAACAGGUGAUAUACAUGAAGAGGUGGAGAGUCAUAGUCAUUUGCUUGACCGAAUGGGCAAUCACAUGGAUGCAUCAAGGGGUAUAUUGUCUGGAACCAUGGAUCGGUUUAAGAUGGUAUUUGAGAAAAAAUCAAGCCGGAGAAUGUGUAGACUUGUGGCAUAUUUUGUGGUUUCCUUCUUAAUCAUAUACGUUCUCUUUAGUAUGCAUUGUAUUCUGAUAGAGAUGCUUAUGCUUUUGACUGAUGGACAAAUUGAUCACAGGAAAAGAGAGAUCAAAAGUAUGCGAGUGGGAAGGUGGGAAGGUGGGGUUGGUGAGAUGGAGAUUGUUAAGAUGCAUAUGUGGAAAGUGGGAGUGGAUGUCUGUCAUUAUUAA
Prunus armeniaca (apricot) is the source of this 537-nucleotide messenger RNA. Lineage: Eukaryota; Viridiplantae; Streptophyta; Magnoliopsida; Rosales; Rosaceae. The record is from the annotation of a GenBank genome assembly.